AUGGGGCAUGGCACAAUGGGGCAUGGCACAAUGGGGCAUGGGGCAAUGGGGCAUGGCGCAAUGGGGCAUGGCACAAUGGGGCAUGGCGCAAUGGGGCAUGGCGCAAUGGGGCAUGGCGCAAUGGGGCAUGGCACAAUGGGGCAUGGCGCAAUGGGGCAUGGCGCAAUGGGGCAUGGCGCAAUGGGGCAUGGCGCAAUGGGGCAUGGCACAAUGGGGCAUGGCGCAAUGGGGCAUGGCACAAUGGGGCAUGGCGCAAUGGGGCAUGGCACAAUGGGGCAUGACGCAAUGGGGCAUGGCACAAUGGGGCAUGGCGCAAUGGGGCAUGGCGCAAUGGGGCAUGGCGCAAUGGGGCAUGGCGCAAUGGGGCAUGGCACAAUGGGGCAUGGCGCAAUGCUGUAUAUCCUAACCAGCACCAGCGGCACCCCUCCCUCCGCCCACUCCGCCCACUCCCUUGCUACUGCGGCCAGGCAUACCCAGGCACAGGGUGGCCGGGGAAUGGCAGUGGGGAAGGGUGCGGAGGGGCAUGGCGCGUCCCUGCAGCAACCGCUGCUGGAUGCUGCUGCAGGGGUGAUGGGGGGUGUGGGGAGGCAGGGCGCAGGGGGUGGAUUAGGAGGGGGGAGAGGAGGGGGAGGAGGAUUUGGAGGCGGGGGAAGAGGAGGGGGGGUUGGCAGCAGUGCUGCAAGUGACGGGGCGAGGACCCCCCGGUUCCGCUGGCAGAAGCUGAGGGUGAAGGGCAGGCAGCGCAUCGUGCUUGCUGUGGUGAGCUUCAUCUCGCUGCUCACUGCAGUGUUUGCCUUGCUCAUCUGGUACGGCUUCGGAGACAACCCCAUCGACCCCACGCUCAUGGCUCAGAUGCAUGCGGAUUUCUUUGCAGUCGCCACGCUGCUAUCAGGAGGAGGCCUCGCGUUCUACGGGCUGCUGCUCUUCUCCAAAAUGUCUGUGCUCAGGGCUGGGCCCAGCGCUGCUGACCUCAGCAAGAUUGCAUGGCUGGCCGGCAUGUGUCUGCUCUGCUUCUCCCUCCGUGCAUUCAUCGUCCUUGCCAAGUACAUUCCGUCCGCUCACAUCAAGUUUUGA
This is a messenger RNA of Closterium sp. NIES-65, 1074 nucleotides long. NCBI's taxonomy places the organism in Eukaryota, Viridiplantae, Streptophyta, Zygnematophyceae, Desmidiales, Closteriaceae. The record is from the annotation of a GenBank genome assembly.